AUGGCAAAGACCCUCAUUUCCAUCUGCUUCACCACUCUUCUGCUCGUUGUCUUGUUGAUUUCAGCCGAAAUCCCGAAGAGCGAGGCGCAGCAAUGUGACAAGUUUAUAGGUGAAGGGCCUGAAGGCACAGUGUCNAACCCAUGUANGNNAAACGAAUGUNNUGCCAGCUGCAAGGUGCUGUUCCCCAAGUCAUGUGGAGGAGAGUGCGAGAUUCAUGACAACGAAGACCAUUGCCACUGCUUGGGUUAUUAA
Molecule: messenger RNA, 252 nt
Organism: Arabis nemorensis
Lineage: Eukaryota; Viridiplantae; Streptophyta; Magnoliopsida; Brassicales; Brassicaceae
Source: the annotation of a GenBank genome assembly